Molecule: messenger RNA, 1896 nt
Organism: Sturnus vulgaris (Common starling)
Lineage: Eukaryota; Metazoa; Chordata; Aves; Passeriformes; Sturnidae
Source: RefSeq, a predicted model, not a curated record
AUGGGGGCCGCCGGCAGCGGCGCUGUGCCCGCGCACCGCGCACGCGCGGCCGCUCCGGUUCCGGCCGCGCCGCCCGCCGGGGCCGUGUCGGCCGUGUGCCUGUCUGUGUGUCCGUCUGUGUGUCCGGCCAUGCCCGUCUGUGUGUCCGUCUGUGUGUCCGGCCAUGCCCGUCCGUGUGCCUGUCUGUGUGUCCGUCUGUGUGUCCGGCCAUGCCCGUCCGUGCGCCUGUCUGUGUGUCCGUCCGUGCGCCUGUCUGUGUGUCCGUCUGUGUGUCCGGCCAUGCCCGUCCGUGUGCCUGUCUGUGUGUCCGUGUGCCUGUCUGUGUGUCCGGCCAUGCCCGACUGUGUGUCCGUCCGUGUGUCCGGCCGUGUUCCCCCUCCCGAGGAGCCCCCCAUCAUCGCCCCGGCCGCCGAGCCCGUUCUCCCCUCUCCCGCACCAGCAGCCGUGAUCACCGGCCCCAGCCGGCGCUCUGCCCUGGCCGCGCCCCUCCACCCUGAUAAAAGUUCCCAGCGCGGGGGCCGGGUGCCCGAGCCCUCCGAGCCUGCCCUGCGCCGCCUGUGCCACCACCUGCUGGCCCACUACCAGAAGGGCACCCGGCCUGUGCGGGACUGGCGAACGACCACGAACGUGGCCAUCGACCUCAUGGUCUAUGCCAUCCUCAGUGUGGAUGAGAAGAACCAGGUGCUGACCACCUACAUCUGGUACAGGCAGCACUGGACAGAUGAAUUCCUCAAGUGGGACCCAGCUCACUUCGACAACCUGACGCAGAUCUCCCUCCCUGUAGAGAGCAUCUGGGUGCCUGACAUCCACAUCAAUGAGUUUGUGGAUGUUGGAAAGUCUCCACACGUCCCCUACGUUUACGUCAGCCAUCACGGGGAGGUGCAGAACCUCAAACCCAUCCAGGUGAUGACCGCCUGCAGCCUGGACAUCUACAACUUCCCCUUCGACGUCCAGAACUGCUCUCUCACCUUCACCAGCUGGCUGCACCACAUUCGCGAUAUCAACCUCUCGCUGUGGCGGCAGCCGGAGCUCGUCAAGUUCGACCGAAGCAUCUUCAUGAACCAGGGCGAGUGGGAGCUGCUCUAUGUCCUCAGCCGCUUCCAGGAGUUCAGUGUCAAGAGCAGUGACAGCUACGCUGAGAUGAAGUUCUAUGUAGUCAUCCGGAGACGCCCCCUCUUCUACACUGUCAGCCUGCUGCUCCCCAGCAUCUUCCUGAUGGUUAUGGACAUUGUGGGCUUCUACCUACCUCCCCACAGUGGUGAGAGGGUCUCUUUCAAGAUCACUCUCCUGCUGGGCUACUCGGUUUUCCUCAUUAUUGUCUCCGACACGUUGCCAGCUACUGCCGUCGGCACCCCGUUGAUAGGCAUCUACUUUGUGGUGUGCAUGGCACUGCUCGUCAUCAGCCUGACAGAGACCAUCCUGAUUGUGCGCCUGGUGCACAAGCAAGACCUGCAACCCCACGUGCCUGAGUGGGUGAAACACCUGCUGCUGGAAAGAGCCACCAUCCUGCUCUGUAUCCGGGACAGGAAGAAACUCAGCCAAAGCAGGACGCAAAGCUUGGACACCUCCAGGCAGGUGGAGAGCAAUGACAGCACAGCCAAGCUGACCCCCUACGUCUGUGAGGACCCCCGGGAGUGCGGGGCAGCGGGGGGCAUGAGGUCUGCACUGGCCUUUGCUGGCCGGACGGAGGGCUCAGCAGCAUUGCAGGAGAUGCUGCGUGAGACCACGGCUAUCCGCCAGCUCCUGGAAAAACGGGAGGAAUUCCGCGACGUCGCCCGUGAGUGGCUGCAAGUGGGCUACGUGUUGGAUGUCCUGCUGUUCCGGGUGUACUUGGCAGCAGUCCUGGCUUAUAGCAUCACACUGGGCACCCUCUGGUCGGUGUGGAGGGAUGCCUGA